Messenger RNA from Saccostrea echinata, 5608 nucleotides. RefSeq lists its product as uncharacterized. Gene Ontology annotation, biological process: cGMP biosynthetic process; protein phosphorylation; intracellular signal transduction. The record is from RefSeq and is a predicted model, not a curated record. The transcript is spliced from 35 exons. Bases 46 to 5142 code for a protein of 1698 amino acids. Lineage: Eukaryota; Metazoa; Mollusca; Bivalvia; Ostreida; Ostreidae. Gene Ontology annotation, molecular function: protein kinase activity; ATP binding; peptide receptor activity.
UUUCAAAUAUAAAAUGGCUGAUUUUUAGUGACAAAUAUAAAUCGAAUGAAUAUGGAGACGUUUUCACUCAUAUGCUGUCUUUUAAUUUUAUUUUUUUCAUUUGAAACAAGUUUACAAGCAGCAUUGGAAUGGGAUCCAAAUUACUCAGUGCCAAGCACACCCCCACCAGAUGCAGAACGAGCCUAUCACAUGACUCUUGAUCACAUAUCUGGACAACCAUUGAUAGCAUGGUUAAAAGAUGCUGCUGGUGGCAAUAUCUUGAACACCACUUCAGGGACAUUUAAUCUGACAUCUGUGGACAAAAGUGUGCACCUUGGAGGACCACUAAGUGGAGAUACUUGGUUAUCAAGUGGUGGACAGUUGUGCCAGUAUUCACCAAAUCAACCAUUUCCACUUCGCUAUGAAGGGUUUUACUGGAGAACAAGAUGUUCUCAAUCUGAAGCUAAGCUGACGAUUCCUUAUUUUGAUGGAGAACUAAGAGCAGACCAUUUAUUUCAUCAACAUCCACAAGGAACAGUUCCACCACAGGGAAGAUACUACAAAAUAGAGACGGAAUUCGGAGGAACACUAAUAACCUUAACUUCAACUAGCUCAUUUACAAUAUCAAAACCUGCAAGCUUAUUGGUGUUUUCUGCUGGUAAAACCCCACCAACUAGUAUUGUAGCUAACACAGAUUUCAAUGUAACUGUGGAAAUCUUAGACGGUGAUAACAUUACUAUAACAACUGGAAUAGAUGCUACUUUAGAAAUGACUCUGCAAGUUGCAUAUUUAAAUGGACUUGUUGAGCAUUAUUCAUCAGUUCCAUUUGAAGAUAUGGUCAGCGCUUUGCAUGUUCGUUUAGCUGGUGACAAUGUAAUUCAGUCCAAAUCUACAUAUGAUUUUGUGGACAACCAAAGAGCAGUUGGUGGCACCGCAUCCUUCACAGGACUGCGUUUUCUUGAUGUUCACAGCUGUGUUAAAUUAAACAUCACCAUGAAAAUGCCAGGCUUCCCUAAUGCCAGAUUACCCAAUGUUUACAGUGACACAGCACUGAAAUUUGAAUAUAGUGUUGCUGGAAACAGAAAGGCAUUUGUCUACAAUGGGACCUCUGAUCGAGCCAUCUUAAUUAGUGAUUGCAUUUCUGUAACAGAACAAACACUAGAUUCUUUAGUUAUAAUCAGUGAUCCAGUGAAGUCCAAGCAAGGGGCAAACUUUCCAGUAGAGCCAUAUGUGGUGCUGGAAUUACAGGAUGCAGCAGGAAGGAGAAUCUUCUCUGGAAAAGAUUCUAAUUUGACAAUAAAUGUGGCUGUCAGCGAUAAUUCUGCCUGUUUGUCAACUGAUUCAGCAACACUAGUGGCAAAAGAUGGCAGAGCAGUAUUUGUUGGCUCACUUUGUGCUCCAAUAUCUAGUGUGUCUCUGUCUUUUUCAACAACAAGUGCAAUAUCAGCUAGCUUAGUGACAAGCGGUUCAACAGCAACAUUUGAAGUCACAGAUGAUGUAUAUUUGGGCAAUUACAUAGAUUACUAUUCUUCUGGAUCCACCUCAGAUACUGGACCAAACACAGAUUCUUUUGUCUGGCAUGCACUGGAAGAUAUCAAAGCCAACAAAUAUCCUAAUCUUUUACCAGGAAGGAAUCUUCAUAUCAAUUCAUACAACACAAAAAAUGAUGCUGUCACCACAGCCAAAGAAUUGGAUGGAAUGCUUGCCGAAGGAGAGUCAACUCCACACAAGAGAGUGAGAGGGAUUAUUGGACUUGGAACCAAUUCCCUGACAGAAAGUCUAGCUCCAGUGUUGGCUGCCAACAAAAUCCCCCAAAUUGCCACCAGAGAAGAUGAAUAUGGAUUUAGAGAUAAGGCUAUAUACCCUUACUACAAUAGACUGUCAUGGAACGUAGGAUCUUUGUCUCAUAGCAUCAUGAUGGCAGCGGCUUACAGAAAUUGGAAAAAGAUGAUAAUAAUUAGACAGUCCAACUUAAAAAUCAACAACAUCCUCAUUCAGAAAGCAAAAGACUUCAAUCUGGAAAUUACUGCAGAGAUUUCUAUACCAUUCAUUCCUCCACCUUUCUACAGACCUGGACUCUUACAAACCUACAUUGAUAAGAUUAAAUCCUAUGGAGUACGGAUAAUAUGGAUGUUCAUGAUUCCUCCCUUUAUGGCCUUUAUUCUGUGUGAAGCUAGAAGCAAUAACAUGACAUCCUAUGAUGGAUACCAAUGGGGUGCUUUUGGACAAUAUGGCUGGUAUUUCCCUUAUGAGAACCAAUACUAUCCAGGAUGUUCUGAUCCAAAUGAAUUGCCAUGUACUACAGCAUUCAAGGGUUGGAUAGGAAUUGAUUCUACAUAUGAUUUAAAUGGAUUGAUGACGGACCAUUGGAAAAGAGUAAUGGAGAGACAUUUAUUUACUGACAGAGUUCAGAAAAAUUACAGAGGAACAAAUAGAAAGAAUAAGUGGCUAGAGGUGUUGGCUAUUUAUGCAUUGGCAUAUGAUGCAGUGAUGGUGUACAGUGAGGCAUUGACAGCUCUGAUGCACAAGAAUGAGACCAUCACCCCAGAGAAGCUAGUCAACCAAAUCAGAAAUGUUGAAAUGGUUGGACUUACAGGGCACAUUAAAUUUGAGAACAAAACAGGUGAUCGACCCGGCUUUCGUGGAUUUAUGUGUGUGGUUAAUCCUCAUCCAAUAGGAACUUUGGCUCCAGCUUCACAUACAGCUGUAUUUGCAAGAACUUUUAUUCUGGAAAGCACGGAUGCAACCACACAAAUGGAAAUUGCAAUGCAAGCCAAGAGACCUUUGAGUCUUCCACCUUAUAAUCAUAUACUUGCCAAUUACACAACACCAGAGUCCCCAUUCCUAAACAAGUUCAAAUACAAUACCUCGACAGGAAUGAUAAGUGCCUUCACACAACAGAUAAUUCCUAUCCCUCCCUCCACUGUUCCACCACAAGACGUCGUAAAAGAAGAGUAUACAAUAGCUCCAUUCUAUUGUUCUGGGGGAUGUGGAGGAAAUGCUACAGAUGAAUAUGAUGUCACCAAGUAUCAGUUUGGGAAAUGUAUAUCUAUGGAAAAGUGCCAGUGUAAUGAGGGGUAUUAUGGAGAUAACUGUGAGAAGAUGCUGUGUACUUGUCUAAAUGGCUACUGUAAAGUUCCUAAGAACUGUACUUGUGACUCAGGGUGGUAUGGAGAUCGAUGUCAGCAUGCCAUUUGUAGUUCUUGUGUAAAUGGGCGGUGUACAUCUCCUGAUGUGUGUACGUGUGAAGGCUCCUAUACUGGUGCCGCUUGUGAUACAUCUCUCGUCGUUGCUACCGUUGUGCCUAUCCUUUGUUUAUCUGUUGCCAUUGUUGCUUCCAUUUUCUUUGUGAGAUGGUUCCUCAGGAGACAGCAUCUGAGAAAUGCCUUACAGAACUUGGACUGGUUGGUUAAGUUUGAUGAAGUGAUGAUUGGAGAUGCAAGAGCUCUUAGUUUUGUGUCCACUGCUGGAGAGGACCUAGCAAUAUCAAAUAAAUCUAACAUCUGCACAUGGAGAAGUCAAAAAUGUUAUAUGCAGAAAUUCAAUUGUGAUUCCCUGUCUGUAGAAAAUGAAGACCUGCGAUUUGAAGUUGUAAAAUUGAAAGAGACACGUCACAAUAAUCUGAUAUUAUUUGUUGGUGCCUGUCUGGAUUUCCCAAAUGUUUGUGUUCUGACUGAAGUGGCUCCUAAAGGCAGUAUUGAGGAUUUACUACUAAAUGACUCGGUAAAACUUGGAUGGGACUUCCGUUUUUCGUUAUUGAAAGAUAUAUGUCGUGGAAUGGAAUUUUUACACCGCUCCGAUAUUGGAUCACAUGGAAGACUCAAGUCUUCAAACUGUGUGGUGGAUAACCGAUGGACUUGCAAAGUCACAGGUUUUGGCCUUCCAACUUUAAGAUAUGAUGGUCCCAGGAAGUACUUUGGUGAAGUGCAUGAACCAAAAGUCAGCAACCUGUUCUGGACAGCACCAGAAUUGUUACCAGGCUGUAAAACACUGGACCAAGUGAGAUGUGGUACAAAAGCAGGAGAUGUGUACUCUUUUGCCAUAAUCAUGGGAGAAAUGUGCACACGUGAAGAACCAUAUACAAAGGAACUGGGCUUCUUAGAUCCAGAGCAGAUUCUCAAACUGGUUAUAGAUAAGGAUGCUCCAAGUGCUGCUGCAGCUAAGAAGAUCUGGUACAAGAAUGGAGGAGAUACGACGAAACCUUUCCGACCAGAAUUGGAGGACAGUUACCUCCCAGAGGAAUAUUCAGCCAGAUCGGGCAUGAGGAGGUUGUUUGCCCAGUGCUGGAACAAUAAACCUGAUGUUCGACCAACAUUCAGACAAACUCUGGACAGGCUGAAUGAAAUUUACCCUGUCAAGGGGGAGCUGAUAGACAACCUGGUUAACAUGCUGGAGAAGUACUCCAGUAAUUUAGAAGCUAUUGUGGCAGAAAGGACAAGGGAAUUAGUGGCAGAAAAGGCAAGGACAGAAGAACUUAUCAGUCAAAUGUUGCCAAAGAAAGUAGCAGAGGAUCUCAAACAUGGUAAAACUGUGGAGCCUGAAGCAUUUGAAUGUGUCACCAUAUAUUUCAGUGACUUGGUAGGAUUUACAGCUAUUGCCCGUGACAGCACACCAUUCCAGGUAGUCACGCUUCUCAAUGAUCUCUAUACAUGUUUUGAUGCUAUAUUGGACCACUAUGAUGUGUACAAAGUGGAGACCAUUGGUGAUGCAUAUAUGGUUGUCAGUGGACUACCAAUCAGAAAUGGCAAUCUUCACGCCGGGGAGAUCGCUACAAUGUCAUUAGAGUUACUAUCUGCUGUACUGACUUUUAAGAUCAGGCAUAUGCCAGAGAAGUUCUUACAGCUACGAUGUGGAAUGCAUUCAGGGCCGUGUGUUGCUGGAGUGGUCGGGCUGAAGAUGCCUAGGUAUUGUCUGUUUGGAGACACAGUUAACACAGCAUCAAGAAUGGAGUCCAGCUCAGUAGCUCUGAGAGCCCACAUGAGUGAGAGUACAGCAGCCAUCUUGGAGGAGUUGGGAGGAUAUCAUCUAGAGUGCCGAGGAGAAAGAGAAGUCAAGGGAAAAGGAAUAAUGAAAACCUACUGGUUAAAUGGGAAAGAUGGAUUUGAUAAAGCCUUACCAGGGAGAGAGUUGGCAGUCUCACUAUCACAGCAUGAGUUCAAGUAGACUUGUCUGUGGAUAUAAAUACAUUACAUCACAUGGGAAUAUGAUGUAACAUGUAUGGGAACAGUAUUAACUUCUGACUGAAUUAACCAAAAUAUUUAGUUGGCAGCAAAAAAGUUCUCCUGAUAAGCAUAAAGAGAAGAUGGCCAUUUGGAGAGGAUUAAGGGAAAGAUUACUUGUUUUAUUUAGAAAAAAACUAACCUGUGGUUAUAAUUGGUCAAAAGGCCUAGCUGUUAAAAUCAAUGAUCAAAGGUAAAGUAAACAAGUUUAGAGUGGAACCAUCAUAACUUAACCUGACUUUCCUGUACUCUACAGCUUUACCUUAAAGCAAAUAUUUGAAAUAUCAAGCAAUUAUUGAAUCUUUAGAUAGGACUGAAACAAUACAUCCACGUAAUGAUACUUGAUCACAUAUAAUAGACAACUUUCACAUUCUUAAGAGAUCUCUCUUUGUUGGUAUAACAAGCAUCCU